CAGCAGUUCUACAGCAGUUGUUCUAAAGCAGAAGAUCAAAAUGGAUAGAAUUUAUCCAUCUACUUGAGAAGUACAGACUGGAGUCUUAUUACAACAAGUUUCUUCAAAUAGGUGUGACAGACGAAAGAGAUUUCAUUGAUAGUGUCACAGAUGAAGAUUUAACUAACCUUGGAUUAACCCAUGUGGAAAAGAGACGCUUUUCUAAUCUGAGAACAGCAGUUACAAGACUGAGAGCACCAGCACAAGAAAGUCUGGCACCUGUGCGGAAGUCUGUGAAAUCAUUCACUCUCCGGUACACAUACCCCAAAUGUCCUGAACCAAAAGUCAUCACAGAAAUGGAUCCUGCACCAAACACACUGGAAGAUUUGAUGUUGAGGAUCCACAGCUUUGAGAAUAUUGGUUCAUCCAGAGAAGUCUGUCUCUACACAGUGGAUGGAAUGCCCCUGACAGAUGAUCCCUUCUUCAACACAUGGUCUCUACAAGACAGACAUAUUAAGGAUGGAGAUAUAAUAUAUGCCAUAUUUACUCCAAAGGCCAACCUGAUCACAUCCGUAACAUCUACAAAUACAAUGGGUACAAUGGAUACAGAUUUUGGCACAAGUAAAAUUCGCUGCCACAUCAUGUUGAAGGGAGACUUUGAAGUGAAUGUGGACUUGGAAAAAGACACCAUUUCUAAUUUGAAAAACAAGCUUGCAAAUGAAAGUGGAAUCCCAGCACAUGUUCUUCAUUACAUAGGCGGAGCUGGUACUGGCAUUACAUUGGAAAAUUAUGGGAUAACAGAGGAGAAAACAGUGUAUUUCUCACUGUCCACAUUUGACGAGGAGGCUCCAAGCUCAAAUGCGUUCUUCAGUACUGAUAUUGUGCCAUCAGUGCAACAAACACCCAAAGGAAUGAGUGUUUUCUUGUCAUCCCUUUAUGUCAUUAAGCACAAGUCUCCAGUUGUUUCACACAACAGUUUGAUUGGCUACAUUAGAAAACUAACUGGAUGUAACCCUCUGGCUCAAAGUUUACAUCAGCUGCUACUGCGGAAUGAAGCCGUUUCCAGGAUUCAAAGGAUUGCAGUUGUUGAAGGAUUGUACACACUCUUUCGAGAGAUUUUGCCAAAUCUUGGAUCAAAACAUGGGGAUAAGAUCAUUGAGGAUGGAGAUGUGUUUGAAUACUCACCACACUGCUGGGCUUAUCUCAUGUCAGAGGCAAAGAAAGAAACAUCACAUCAUGAGAAUUACGCUCCAGUGUCACUGACAACUGAACAAGGCAGACGUUUCUGUGAACCAGUCACUGUAGCUGGAGUGCCAGGUGCCCUGGAAAGAGCUGAUGUACUCAAAAAAAUUAAAGAUGGUGAAAAGAUUCCAAAUUGCACAGAGGCAGUUUUACAACCCACUUCACUUCGGAGGGAUACUGAGAUUGAGAAAAUUUUGCUCAGUGUUCAUCCAUCAAUAAGAACAUACCACCUCUGGAUUUCUCACGGCAGUGUCACUGGACAGAAUUUCCACCUAAACAUUGAGAAGAGCUUUGGAAUGAUGGAAGAGGAAAUGAAAGCUUUCCCUCUACUCUGUGUGACUCCACCACUGCUUUUGAAGGAUCUGGGAUAUCAAGAGUCAUGCCUUGUUUUCCUGUGUGAAGGGGGUUGCUGUUUCAAACCUGAGACAAGUAAAGAUGGUCUCAAGCUAUUUGAGACUGAAACAGUUCUUUCUUUGGAGAUUAGCAAACCCAAAAACAAAGCUGACCCAUCUUCCGUCACUGAGCAAUCUUUAGCAGGAUCUUUUGCAACUCAUGGGUACGAUGACAUCCCAGAGGCAGUCUUACCAAGCCAGAUCAACAGCAAAGUGACAGUAACACAGAACAUCUCAGCUGAGGAGUAUCUGACCACCUGUCAGAAAUAUGACCAAGAGGCCAAAAAACAUACCGUGCAAAGUGCAGGACAGUCACUGGAUGACAUGGAGAAGAAACUGGUGGAACCUGUGAGCCAAGAUAUACCAGAAUAUCUCAAAUGUCCUCUUAGCAAGAAGAUGUUUGUUGAUCCUGUGAAAACAAAACAUGGAGCAAUAUAUGAACAGAAAGCCAUAGAAAAACACCUCAAAAUAUCCAGAUUUGAUCCAUUCAACAAGACAAUUAUUCUUAGAAGAGCUGAUCUUAAAUUAGACCCUGACAUGAAGAGUUUGGUGACAAAGUUUCGCUUAAAUCAAAUUCCGGAAAUCAGUGUGUAGAAAACAGGUGCAGCAUUCAAGAUUUAUCUGCACAGGAAAUGCACUCCAUCGGUGAGAAACAUAAUGUGCUGUGCUCUUUUAAUACCCUUCAGCCAAAUAUAGUGUAAGAUUCUGUUCAAAGUUACUGCCCUAUAAUUGCCCCGCCCCCCGAAGGGGAGGCAAGAGGUAUUGU
Sphaeramia orbicularis (orbiculate cardinalfish) is the source of this 2379-nucleotide messenger RNA. RefSeq lists its product as uncharacterized. Gene Ontology annotation, cellular component: cytoplasm. NCBI's taxonomy places the organism in Eukaryota, Metazoa, Chordata, Actinopteri, Kurtiformes, Apogonidae. Gene Ontology annotation, biological process: proteasome-mediated ubiquitin-dependent protein catabolic process; positive regulation of proteolysis; protein polyubiquitination. The record is from RefSeq and is a predicted model, not a curated record. The coding region runs from base 336 to 2207 and encodes 623 amino acids. The transcript is spliced from 17 exons. Gene Ontology annotation, molecular function: protein-folding chaperone binding; ubiquitin protein ligase activity.